This is a messenger RNA of Oryzias latipes (Japanese medaka), 3609 nucleotides long. RefSeq lists its product as uncharacterized. NCBI's taxonomy places the organism in Eukaryota, Metazoa, Chordata, Actinopteri, Beloniformes, Adrianichthyidae. The record is from RefSeq and is a predicted model, not a curated record.
UUCAUGGGGCGUUCCCCCGUUCUCUGAGCUAAAUAUUCCACAAAUAGAUGUUGACGGUUCAGAAGGGUGUGCCUGCUUGUUGUGAUGCUCACAAAGGAGGUAACACGGGUUUGACGCUGUAGCACAGCAACACACCCAGAGCUGAGGUCACCUGAGCAGCAUAAAAGCAGAGCAGCUGCUCAGCAGCAGCAUCAAACCGGCAGAAGUCACCUGUGCAUCAAGAUGAAGCUGAUCUUCUCUCUGACUCUCAUCUAUGCGCUCUGCAGCUCAGCUGCUGCUCUUCAGUGUGACGCCUGUGCAGACGCAGCAUGUUCAACCACAUCUAGCAAGAAUUGCAGCUCAGGGACCUUGUGUGUAACCGCUUCCAUCACAGCCUCUUCACCUGGAGCUUCAGGAACACGGGUCUACAAGGACUGUGCUGCUCCUUCUCUUUGUCCCAUGGCUGGAGCGGCAACCUUUUCCGUCAACUUGGGUUAUUCCAGUGCCAUUGCAUCGGCUCAGUGCUGCAACUCGGACAACUGCAACUCCCAGACCCUGGCUUUUCCUACCCCUCCGUAUGCUAACGGCCUGACGUGUCCCGGCUGUGACCCGCCCACCUCUCAGUGCAGCUCUACAGUCCAGUGUUCAGGAGACCAGACCAGCUGCUUCCAAGCAACCUUGAAUAACGGCUCCACAUCAUAUCCAGCUCUGGGCUGCGUGUCUCCAAACACAUGUGCAGCUGCAACCGGCCUGGGGAGGCUGCCUUUCAUGGAGAACGUUGGUGACAUCACCCCUGGACCAGUUUGCAGCGCUGCAACCAGCAUAACCACAACUGUUCAACCAACGACUUCUACUACGAAAGCAACCACAAUUGCUGCUACGGCACCUGCAACUUCAUCAACCUCCACAAGUUCUGAAACCACAACAGUUGCAGCAUCAACCUCUACAACACCUGAAACCACAACAGUUGCAGCAUCAACCUCUACUGCACCAGGAACCACAACAGUUGCAGCAGAAACGUCCACAAGCUCUGAAACCUCAACAGUUGCACCAUCAACUUCCACAAGCUCUGAAACCACAACAGUUGCUGCAUCAACCUCCACAACACCAGAAACCACAACAGUUGCAGCAGAAACGUCCACAAGCUCUGAAACCUCAACAGUUGCACCAUCAACUUCCACAACACCAGAAACCAAAACAGUUGCAGCAUCAACCUCUACUACUCAAGAAACCACAACUGCUGCUACGGCACCUGCAACUUCGUCAACCUCCACAAAUUCUGAAACCACAACAGUUGCAGCAUCAACCUCUACAACACCUGAAACCACAACAGUUGCAGCAUCAACCUCUACUGCACCAGGAACCACAACAGUUGCAGCAGAAACGUCCACAAGCUCUGAAACCUCAACAGUUGCACCAUCAACUUCCACAAGCUCUGAAACCACAACAGUUGCUGCAUCAACCUCCACAACACCAGAAACCACAACAGUUGCAGCAGAAACGUCCACAAGCUCUGAAACCUCAACAGUUGCACCAUCAACUUCCACAACACCAGAAACCAAAACAGUUGCAGCAUCAACCUCUACUACUCAAAAAACCACAACUGCUGCUACGGCACCUGCAACUUCGUCAACCUCCACAAAUUCUGAAACCACAACAGUUGCAGCAUCAACCUCUACAACACCUGAAACCUCAACAGUUGCAGCAUCAACCUCUACUACACCAGAAACCACAACAAUUGCACCAUCAACCUCCACAACACCAGAAACCACAACAAUUGCACCAUCAACCUCCACAACACCAGAAACUGCAACAGUUGCACCAUCAACCUCUGCAAUUUCUGAAACCUCAACAGUUGCAGCAUCAACCUCUACUACACCAGGAACCACAACAGUUGCAGUAUCAACCUCAACAACACCAGAAACCUCAGUUGAACCAUCAACUUCCACAACACCAGAAACCACAACAGUUGCAGCAUCAACCUCCACAAGCUCUGAAACCACAACAGUUGCUGCAUCAACUUCCAAUACACCAGAAACCACAACAGUUGCAGCAGCAACGUCCACAAGCUCUGAAACCACAACAGUUGCCGCAUCAACCUCUACAACACCAGGAACCACAACAGUUGCAGCAGCAAUGUCCACAAGCACUGAAACCACAACAGUUGCAGUGUCAACCUCUACAACACCAGGAACCACAACAGUUGCUGCAUCAACAUCCACGACACCUGAAACCACAACAGUUGCAGCAUCAACCUCCACAAGCUCAGAAACAUCAACAGUUGCAGCAUUAACAUCCACGACACCUGAAACCACAACAGUUGCAGCAUCAACCUCCACAAGCUCAGAAACAUCAACAGUUGCAGCAUUAACAUCCACGACACCUGAAACCACAACAGUUGCAGCAUCAACCUCCACAAGCUCAGAAACAUCAACAGUUGCAGCAUUAACAUCCACGACACCUGAAACAACAACAGUUGCAGCAUCAACCUCCACAAGCUCUGAAACCACAACAGUUGCAGCAUCAACCUCCAACACGUUUGAAACCUCAACCGUUGCAGCAUCAACCUUCACAAUCCCAGAAGCCACAACAGUUGCAGCAUCAACCUCCAACACGUUUGAAACCUUUACAGUUGCGCCAUCAUCUUCCACAACACCAGAAACCACAACAGUUGCAGCAUCAACCUCCACAAGCUCUGAAACCACAAAAGUUGCCGCAUCAACCUCUACAACACCAGGAACCACAACAGUUGCAGCAUCAACCUCUACAACACCAGGAACCACAACAGCUGCAGUAUCAACCUCUACAACACCAGAAACCACAACAGUUGCAGCAUCAACCUCCACAAGCUCUGAAACCACAACAGUUGCAGCAUCAACCUCCACAAUACCAGAAACAUCAACAGUUGCAGCGUUAAGAUCCACGACACCUGAAACCACAACAGUUGCAGCAUCAACCUCCACAAGCUCUGAAACCACAACAGUUGCAGCAUCAACCUACACAAUACCAGAAACAUCAACAGUUGCAGCAUCAACCUCUACAACACCUGAAACCACAACAGUUGCAGCAUCAACAUCCACGACACCUGAAACAUCAACAGUUGCAGCAUCAACCUCUACAACACCUGAAACCACAACAGUUGCAGCAUCAACCUACACAAUACCAGAAACAUCAACAGUUGCAGCAUCAACCUCUACAACACCUGAAACCACAACAGUUGCAGCAUCAACAUCCACGACACCUGAAACAUCAACAGUUGCAGCAUCAACCUCUACAACACCUGAAACCACAACAGUUGCAGCAUCAACCUACACAAUACCAGAAACAUCAACAGUUGCAGCAUCAACCUCUACAACACCUGAAACCACAACAGUUGCAGCAUCAACAUCCACGACACCUGAAACAUCAACAGUUGCAGCAUCAACCUCUACAACACCUGAAACCACAACAGUUGCAGCAUCAACAUCCAAGACACCUGAAACAACAACAAUUGCAGCAUCAACAUCCACGACACCUGAAACAUCAACAGUUGCAGCAUCAACCUCUACAACACCUGAAACCACAACAGUUGCAGCAUCAACAUCUACUGCACCAGGAACCACAACAGUUGCAGCAUCAACCUCCACAACA